Molecule: messenger RNA, 510 nt
Organism: Cannabis sativa
Lineage: Eukaryota; Viridiplantae; Streptophyta; Magnoliopsida; Rosales; Cannabaceae
Exons: 2
Coding region: 92-397 (101 amino acids)
Source: RefSeq, a predicted model, not a curated record
AACUUUGUCUAAUUAUAUAUACCCCUCUUUAUAUAUCACUACCUCUAAUUCUCUCUAUUAUUAAUUGUUAUUAUUAUUAUAAUCUUUAUAUAUGGCUCUGACGCUACUACUCCGCAGCUUUGUGCCGAACACCAUCGCCGCCGUUAGGGGGCUGACUUGGCCGAAGCCUAUCUACCUUAGUAGUACCGCCACUAUUGCGAGGCGUGCUGAAUCCAGAAAAGCUCCUAUCACCAAGGGCGGAGGCCAAAGAACUAACGGCGGUGGGGGGAGUAGUGGUAGUGGGAAGGCCGCUGGUGAUACUGAUCAAAACUCUCGCAACAUGAAUAAUAUUGAAGGAUUAGCACCUAACGAUGAUACAAAGAAGAUUAAUACUAGUAACAUUAUAAAUAAGGAUUAGAAGGAGUUAAUCUAUCGCUCUGCCUAUAUAUCAUAUAAAUAUAUGUAAUGGUUUCUUAUUAUUAUGGUUUUCUCUCAUCAAAUAAAGUAUAUUCUACUUUUCAUUAAAAAAAA